This is a messenger RNA of Procambarus clarkii (red swamp crayfish), 1917 nucleotides long. It is a transcript of the gene Rpn10, whose product is annotated as regulatory particle non-ATPase 10. Gene Ontology annotation, molecular function: polyubiquitin modification-dependent protein binding. Lineage: Eukaryota; Metazoa; Arthropoda; Malacostraca; Decapoda; Cambaridae. Gene Ontology annotation, cellular component: cytosol; proteasome regulatory particle, base subcomplex; nucleus. The record is from RefSeq and is a predicted model, not a curated record. Gene Ontology annotation, biological process: proteasome-mediated ubiquitin-dependent protein catabolic process.
AAUAUUUGUAUUUUGUAUUUUGUAAAGGAGUGCAGGCGAGGCGGGGCAGGUGGCGCUGCGAGCGGCGGCGGUGGUAAACACUCUCGCCAAGAUGGUCCUCGAGAGCACCAUCAUCUGCGUUGACAACAGUGAAUAUAUGAGAAAUGGAGACUACGUUCCCACUCGCCUGCAGGCCCAGCAGGAUGCCGUCAACACCAUCUGUCGCUUUAAGUUGCGUUCUAACCCAGAAAAUAACGUUGGCCUCUUAACCUUGGCAAAUACGGAAGUAUUGGCAACAUUGACUACUGAUGUUGGGAAAAUUUUGACUCCGCUCCACAAAGUCUUACCAAAUGGGAACAUUAAUCUUCUUACUGGUAUUCGCAUUGCUCAUUUGGCUCUGAAACAUCGGCAGAGCAAGAACCAUAAGAUGCGCAUUGUUGCCUUUGUAGGUAGUCCUGUGGAAGUGGAGGAGAAGGAGAUUGUCAAAGUGGCCAAGCGCCUGAAGAAGGAGAAAGUCAACAUUGAUAUAAUCAACUUUGGUGAGACUGAUUGUAACCAAUCAUUGCUGGAAGCCAUGGUUAGUACAAUUAAUGGUCGUGAAGGAGGGAGUUCUCACCUUGUCACUGUGCCACCAUCGCCACAUCUAGCCGAUGCUCUUUUGUCGUCUCCCAUUGUGCAGGGUGAAGAUGGAGGACCUGCUGCCAGCUUUGCUACUGGUGGAGGCUUUGAAUUUGGUGUCGAUCCUAAUGAAGAUCCGGAGCUAGCACUGGCUCUACGUGUGUCUAUGGAAGAGCAACGGCAACGACAGCAGGAAGAGGAGCGACGUGUAGCUCAAGAAUCUACCACGACUGUCACACCCAUGGAAACAACACCCAAGCCACCGACGACAACCCCUACUCCCCAGACCACAGCACCAACUGAAGCUGGUGGUCAGUCUGAAGAAGAAAUGCUGCAGCAGGCUCUAGCCAUGUCUCUGGAGGCAGGGGCCGUGUCACAGAGUGCCGCUGCCAACACUGGCACAUCUGCUGGAAGUACGCCUGCUGUCGGUGGUUCAGCAAGUAGUGCUGGCAAGGGGAGUAUCUCGGGCAGUAGCUUAUCAUCUGCCACCAUCCCCGAUUUCUCUGCUAUGACUGAGGAAGAACAGAUAGCAUAUGCCAUGCAAAUUUCCAUGCAAGACUGCAAGCCAAAGGAGGAAGCGAUGGAUGUGGACCCCCCUGCUUCAGCUGCUAAGCCAUCAGAAAGCUUGAAGGCAAAAAAGGAAGAGGAGGAACAAGAUUUCUCAAGGGUAAUGGCAGAUCCAGCUUUCCUGGAGAGUGUGUUGCAGAACCUGCCAGGGGUGGAUCCCCAGAGCCAGGUGGUGAAGGAGGCUGUUGGUUCACUCACUCAACAGGAUAAGGAUAAAGAUAAGGAUAAAGAUAAGAAAAAAGAUGAAAAAAAGUAAGAUAUAAUGUUAUAGGCACAGAAAUAAAGCUAUUUCCAUUUCCCUUUGUGUAGCUUCUGCAGAGCUGAACCAUCAUCUUUGGGUACAAUGUGUCGGUAAGGAUCAUUUUGUCAGGAGGAACUGGAUGUAAUCUGCUUAUAUUACAGAUACACAAAGGCUUUCAAGGUGUAUAUGUACGAUUAGUUCUUCCCAGAUGAGCAGUCAACGUGCAGUAAAGCUUCAAUUUUUUAAUUUAACAGUAUAUGAUAUCACUAAUAUUUAUACAUUAACUUCAAAAUUGUAAUUUUCACAUCAGUAAAUAUAGGCAACUGAAAACUGUUUGUAAUUAUUCAUAUACGCAGGUACAGUAUUAGUCUUUUUGGAAAUUUGGGCUACUUCAGUCAUUCCUGAAGUUUAUGUAUUAUAGAUAUUUUCCAUUUGUAAGGAUUAUAAUUUUUUUUAUUUAUUUGCUUAUAUGAAUUACUGGCAAAAUGUUUAAGAAUAAAUCUUGUAUAAGA